Molecule: messenger RNA, 1406 nt
Organism: Chironomus riparius
Lineage: Eukaryota; Metazoa; Arthropoda; Insecta; Diptera; Chironomidae
Source: the annotation of a GenBank genome assembly
AACAUUGACAAAUCAUGAAUAUCUGUACUGUCUGUUUCAUUAAUUUAACUAGUGAUAACUCUGUUGAUCUUAGGAAUAAUCUAGUUUUAGAUAAAACAGGAGAUGACUUGAUUAAAUUGCACCUUUCAUUCAUAAAUAAAUCACAGGAAGAGUCGAUUUGCAUGAUGUGCUGGGAAAGUCUUAAGACAUUCCAUGAGUUUUAUGCGAGAAUCUUUGAAAAUCAUGAAUCCACUAAGAAUAUUAUUCACAUUAAAAUUAAAGAAGAACAAGAUAUAGACAGCUUACAGUCUGAAGACAUAGAGGAACCGUUUUACGAGCCAAUAAAAGAUGAACCACCUGAAAAAACUGUAAAAGAGAGAAAGAAAUCAAUUAAGCUUGCCAAAGAAAAGAUCAAGAAAGACAAGAUUGACAUCCCAAAAGAUACUUCCAGUUAUGACGACGAGAGAAUCAAGGAAACUGCCAUUAUGUCUUGUGAUUUAUGCUCGAUAAAACUAGAAAGCUUUACGAAUGCAAAAUCUCAUUUCAAAAAGUCACAUAAAGGAAUCAAAGGAUAUUUAAUAUGCUGUGGCAAAAAGUAUAUUAAAAAAUAUAGACUACUGACUCAUCUCAAUUCACAUUAUAAUGUAAGCUUCCCAUGUAAAGCAUGUGGGAAGACAUUUAGUUCUAAGCAAUGUUUAGGUAGACACAUGAUAUCACACGAGACUUUAAAGCUGUUUGAAUGUGAUAAAUGUCCGAAAAGCUUUGCUAAAAAGUUUCAAGUAAGAAAUCACCUGCAAAAUGUUCACGUCUAUGAGAAGGUAGUUCCAUCAUUUAAAUGCCAUUUUGAGGACUGCUCAAAAAUUUUUGUUAACAACUUGCGUCUUCAACAUCAUCUCAAGUACACACAUGAAGGAGGCGAUCAAGUAAUUUGUGAGAUUUGUUCAAAGACUUUUAAGAAAAGAUCGUCAUUAGAUGAGCAUAUGAGAAUUCAUACUAGAAAGCCAUGCGAUAGAUAUCAAUGUGAGAUUUGUGGACAUUACAUUGCAGAUAUUAGAGUAUUUCAACGUCAUGUUAAGAAUCAUGCGACCGAGUCACUAAACAACACAUGUCAUUACUGUGGAAAGAAAUCACCAAAUUUAAAAGCACUUAAAGGACAUAUCCGUUAUGUCCACGAAUUAGAAAGAAACUUCCAGUGCAGGUUCUGUGAAAAACGGUUUAAAACGUCGAGAAACUUGAAAGACCAUGAAGCUUCUGUGCAUACACUAGAGGAACUAUACGAGUGUUCAUUUUGUCCACGAACAUUCCGAAAUCAUUCAAACAUGCUCUCACAUCGAAAGAAUCAACAUCCAGAGCACUAUCAAGGACCUGUUUAUACUAGAGACGUUAUCUGAUUUUGAGAUCAAUAAAUUAAAGAUUAAAGAGAGAUU